AUGUCAGACUGGGAAUCCGAUGAUGCUCCUGCCCCCACUGCCCCAUCGAUCGCGACCAAGAAACCCGUAAAGAGUAAAUGGGAGGGUGAAGACGAAGAUGAAUCAUCUCCGGUCAGCGAUUGGGAAGCAUCCUCAGAUGAAUCCUCGGACGACGAUAAACCACCAGCAGCACCCGUAGCACCCCCCAAAAAGAAGGGCACGGUGAAACAGAAAAUAGCAGAGAAAGAAGCUGCGAAAGCUGCGCUAGUGGGCAAUGAUGAUUUGGAGUAUGAUGAAGACUCUGUCCUUGAUCCGCGCGAGAAGGCGAGGUUGGAUAGGGAGCGGGAGAUUAAAGCUGACUUGGAUAAUGCUGCUGCGCUUUUUGGAGCUGCUGGCCUUGGAGCUGAUCCCUCCGUGUCUGUGUUUGCAGAUACCUCAUCAUCCGAGCUAGACGCGCUCAUCUCCGCCGAUCCCCGCACAAAAGAGGAUUUCCAGGAUUUCUCAACAAGAAUCAUCGAGUUUAUUGUUAAACGACAUCAGACAAAGCCUCUGUACGCGUCAUUCGUGGAGCAUCACGUCCGAGAGCUCUGUCAGCCUUUGAAGGACAUAGAGAUCAGGAAAGCUGCGAGUGGACUUACGACGCUUGCUAAUGAGAAGCAGAAAGAGCAGAGAGACAAAACGAGCGGGAAGAAGAAAGUCAAAGCUGCUACGAAGCCUGUCUUAGGCUCGGCGAAAGUCGCCAAUAAAUUCGAUACAGGGGUGUAUGAUGAAGCGCUGGAUGAUUUCGGCACCAAUCAAGAUGAUUUCAUGUAGAAUAGUACUGUGCAUCUACUAUAUUAUGUCUGAGUAGAUUCUUGUCAUUUUAGGGUGAGCUGAUAUAUCGAAGCUCAGUCGUCUUCGUCCCCUUCGUCUUCGCUCGCUUCAUUGUCGUCGACGAGGCCUACUAACCCUCCGCCUUCUUUUUCCUUCAGAACGCGCCCGGCUUCGCUGAGCUUGGCAGCAAAUGCUCUCCGCGCACCAGAGUUGGCGCCAACGUCCCAUAUCUGUAGUUUUGCUUUAGAGCCUGCUGCAGCGAUCGUAAGGGGAUCGUCUGGUGAAAACACCGCUGAAAAGACUUUGCC
Messenger RNA from Suillus bovinus, 1100 nucleotides. RefSeq names its product translation initiation factor eIF3 subunit. The record is from RefSeq and is a predicted model, not a curated record. Gene Ontology annotation, molecular function: translation initiation factor activity. NCBI's taxonomy places the organism in Eukaryota, Fungi, Basidiomycota, Agaricomycetes, Boletales, Suillaceae. Gene Ontology annotation, cellular component: eukaryotic translation initiation factor 3 complex; cytoplasm. The transcript has 5 exons. The coding region runs from base 1 to 792 and encodes 263 amino acids.